UUCUCUGUUUUAUUUUCAUCUUGCAGUACUACUGUGUUUCCUCAGUUAGCAGUGUGUGUUGUGUGUAGAGCGAGAAAAAGAACACAGCAGAGAGAGAGAAAGAGGGAGACCACAAAAAAGCACCCAUUAAAUUAUGUACAUACAUACCCAAGAAAGAGAAAGAGUACAAUGUGAGUAAACAUACAGAGAUAGAGAGAGAGAAAGAGAGAGGCGUGCUUUUAUCCACACUACCUUUUUUCCCCCUUCAACAACAAUCAUCACUUGCACUUCUCAUUUGAGCACCACAAAUUUUUAAGUGAUAAUGUGGGUCUGAUUUAGGGGGUUUUGGGAGUGAAGAAAUAAUAGUUGGAUCUUGAUGAAAAGUAGCGGUAGGAGGAGGAUGGGAAGUGUGUCAUCGGAUGAUGGGGGUGAUGAGCAGAGCGAGAGAUGUGGAAGCUACAGUUUGAGUGCAGAUGUAAGCGAGUCGGAGAGUAGUACUAGCAGUAGUUUCUGGUGUCGGCGAGGGUUUGACGGUGAAGGUGCUUCUACCUCCAUCACUUCCUCUCCUCCUUUACCCUCUUCUGCUAAAUUCUGUUUUCAAACGCCGCUUUUGCUUCCUAAAGAUUUAUUGCUCUGGGACAUCAAGCCUGAGAAACGGGACACUGAUUUAUCUGAAGUGGAAAUGAUGAAAGAGAGAUUUGCUAAGCUACUUCUAGGAGAGGACAUGUCUGGAGGUGGUAAAGGAGUCUGUACUGCUCUUGCAAUCUCCAAUGCCAUCACUAAUCUCUCUGCUACUGUAUUUGGUGAACUAUGGAGGUUAGAGCCAUUAGCUCCACAAAAGAAGUCCAUGUGGCGGAGAGAAAUGGAAUGGUUAUUAUGUGUCAGUGAUUCAAUUGUUGAGCUUGUUCCUUCCGUUCAACAAUUCCCUGGUGGAGGUACUUACGAGAUCAUGGCAGCUCAACCACGCUCCGAUUUAUAUGUCAAUCUACCUGCCUUGAAGAAGCUUGAUGCCAUGUUGAUUAGCAUGCUUGAUGGGUUUUGUGAGACCGAGUUUUGGUAUGUUGAUAGGGGGAUAAUUCUGGCUGAUGGUGCCGAUAAUGAUGUCUAUCCUUCUGGGUUUUCUACUGGGAGGCCUUCCAUUAGGCAGGAAGAGAAAUGGUGGUUGCCUUGCCCUAAACUCCCCUCAAAUGGGUUAUCUGAGGAUGCAAGAAAGAGACUGCAGCAGUGCAGGGACUGUACAAACCAGAUAUUGAAGGCAGCUAUGGCAAUUAACAGUAGUGUGCUUGCUGAGAUGGAGAUACCUACUGCAUACUUGGAAACUUUGCCUAAGUGUGGAAAAGCUUGCCUUGGAGAUAUCAUCUACCGCUACAUAACAGCUGAGCAGUUCUCACCAGAAUGUCUUCUUGAUUGCCUAGACCUCUCAACGGAGCAUCACACACUGGAAAUAGCUAACAGAAUUGAGGCGGCACUGCAUGUCUGGAAGCAGAAAGAUCAGAGAAAGCACACAAGUCACACGAAAGCUAGGCACACAUCAUGGGGAGGCAAGGUCAAAGGCCUUGUUGCUGACACCAAAAGAAAGAAUACUUUUCUGGCCCAACGAGCUGAGACCCUCUUACAGAGCCUAAGGCUCCGUUUCCCUGGCCUUCCUCAGACAGCAUUGGAUAUGCACAAGAUUCAAUACAACAAGGAUGUUGGGCAGUCAAUUCUUGAAAGCUAUUCAAGAGUAAUGGAGAGCUUGGCCUUCAACAUUAUGGCAAGGAUAGAUGAUGUUAUUUAUGUAGAUGAUGCCACAAACCGAUGUGCUGCAGCAGAAUCAAUGUCCCUAUUCAAUAGAAGUGGUCUGGGUGGCCAUCCUAUCCAGAAGCGAAUGUCGCCUAGCCCCUUCUCCAUACAACAGAGCCCCUUUACCUCGCCAUUUGCAACUCCAACUUUCUGUUCUUCGACACCAGUGGCUGGAAGCCCAGGAAGGGCACCAUCCUCCAUAAAGAUGAACAACAUUAAGGAAGCAACUGAUCAGAAGUUUGAGAAACCAUGCCCAGCUGACUUUGAGAAGGUUUGGUCAUACACUGGCAACCUAAGUUCAAGAAGAGUUUCGGGAGAUGCUCCUGAGCGAGAUUAACUGUUGUGGAAUUCACACUCUCAAGUGAAGACUGAGUCCCAUAGAUAUGAUUAGGAGCCUUGUGGCUUUCAGGGUCCAAGAGUUGGUAUCUAACCUCUGUAUAUUCGUUAGCUAUAGAAAGAUCAUGUUCUAAAGUUUUGAUCAUACCUCUUUUGUCCCCAGUCCCAGUUGUAAUAGCUGAAAAAUUAUCCAAGCUGUUAAAAAAGAAAAUUAUUAUGGUAAAAUUGCUAAAAGAUUAUUUAA
This is a messenger RNA of Ricinus communis (castor bean), 2341 nucleotides long. RefSeq names its product rop guanine nucleotide exchange factor 1. NCBI's taxonomy places the organism in Eukaryota, Viridiplantae, Streptophyta, Magnoliopsida, Malpighiales, Euphorbiaceae. The coding region runs from base 356 to 2098 and encodes 580 amino acids. The transcript is spliced from 5 exons. Gene Ontology annotation, molecular function: guanyl-nucleotide exchange factor activity. The record is from RefSeq and is a predicted model, not a curated record.